UUGACUUGACGGCGUCUCAGGGAUGUGGGAGACGGUGGACUUGUGAGAGUGGGGAGAUUUUGAAAACAACUGGCAUAUUUUUUCUUUCGUGUGUUUGUGGAAUGACACCUUCCUGUAAGGAUAAACGUGUUGUAGCCGAAACGAUCAGGAUUUUGUAGGAUGGCAGAGCAGGCUCACUGAGCAGAGGAGGACAGGAGGUGAAAGAGGAGUUCUACUGGAGUUCUGAGAUGGAGCGUGCUCACAGCCUUCUCCUGAACGAGGAGGCAUGUAGUCAGAUGGGUGAACACCAGAGAGCCGAGUUCAUCUUGGAAUGGCUGAACCAUCUAAAGAGGCUCCUUCCGGCCACUGACAGGGUCGACAUCAGACAGAACCAGCGGUGCCUGGUUGACCAGCUGUCGGGAAUUCUGAUUAACUCCCCCAGCCCCCCAGCCCGCUGCCUGCUGGCCCACUGCUUGGCUGUGCUCUACCGCUUGGGAGACCCCAUCCCUUCUAGCUUAAUGAUGGAGAGGUGCAAUGACAUAAUCCGCAGCAAAGAUGACUCGCCGUCAGCCCUCCCAACCCGACUGGCAGCCAUUGCGUGUCUUGGUGCUCUGUAUGAACAGCUUGGCCGGAUGCUCAUCGGUUCCUUCAAAGAUACGUUAGUCAACCUGCUGAAGGCUAUGAAGAGCGCGGAGUCUCAGGGUCGCUAUGAGAUCAUGCUGAGCAUGGAGAGGAUCCUUCGAGGUUUGGGUGUCAGUGCUGUAUCCUGUCACCGUGACAUCUACAAGGUAGCGAGAGCCUCUCUGACAGACCGGUCCAUGGCUGUACGCUGUGCUGCUGCCAAGGUUUUGUUGGAGUUGCAGAGGGAGGCUGCAUUCCUGUGGACCAGCGAGCUGGAGAAUGUGGCCACUGUGUGCUUCAGAGCUUUCGAGGGCUCAAACUACAAUGUCAGAGUGGCUGUAGCCAAACUGCUGGGAAUUCUGCUGGCUGCUGCUGUGGAACACAAACAGCCCACUGCCUCCAGGCAGAGCGCUCGCAGUCAGACCUCCCUCGAGGAUGUCAUGGAGUUAUUGUCUGGAGGGUUUCUGAGGGGUGGAGGAGGUUUUCUCCGAACCAGCGGAGACAUGCUCAAGGGUACAAGCUCUGUCAGCAAGGACAUCCGCAUUGGAGUCACACAGGCCUGCGUGGUGUUUGUCUCCACCUUGGGUGGUUCCUGGCUUGAGGCCAACUUCCCUGCUUUCCUGUCCCUACUGAUGGAGCUGGCAUCGCACGUCAGGGCAACGCAGACACCGGGUGAUGCUGCAGUGACCCGCCGCUGUGUCACCUUCAUCCUGAGGAGCACCCUGGGGUCCCUGCUGGGAGAGAAAGCCCAGACCAACGCUGUCAAGCAGCUCUGCCUCACUGUGGCCGCACAGAAGCAAGCAGUUGAUGCUGCUCUGACUGAUGGGAACGUGGAGACCAGAGUCUCGUCUGCAGAUGUCUCAGCCAGUCAGCACGUGUUGGUCUGCUGCCUGCUGGAAAUGGGAGCACUGAUUCAGGGACUGGGAUCCACCGCAGCCCCCCUCCUUACCGACAGUACCACAGCCCUCCUGGACAUGGUGAUCUCUGUCCUCCUCCACCCAGCUGCCUUGGCCAGACUGGCUGCUGCUUGGUGCCUCCGCUGUGUUGCCUUAGCUAUGCCGUCUCACUGCUCUGUCCUCCUGGACCGUUGCGUUGAGCGUCUAGUGGCACUAAAGUCUUCACCUGAAGCUGUAGCUGGGUAUGGAGCUGCUAUUGCUGCUGUAGUGGCAGUAGUGCAGCACUGCCCUCUUGGAAUUCCACACACCAAGGACAAGAUGGUAAUGGAUCUGGCUGAAGACCUCCUCCGUUCAGCCUCUCAGAACAGUCGGAUUUCUCUCCAGAGGACUCAGGCCGGCUGGCUGCUUGUUUCCUCUCUCAUCACUCUGGGCCCAGCUGUGGUGGAGCACCAUCUGUCCCGCCUCCUCCUCCUGUGGCGGUGUGUGUUUCCCGCUUCCCUUCGCGAGCAGGAGAUGGAGCUGCGACGUGGGGACUACUUCACGUGGCAGGUUACACUUGAGGGACGUUCCGGGGCGCUCAGUGCGAUGAAGAACCUGCUGCAGCACUGUAGGGAGCUCGUCACUGAUGACAUCAUCGGCCGUCUACUCACACCAUUGGCCUGUGCUGUGGCCCUGCUUGCCAAGUUGCCUGCUCUCUUCAGGUCUUAUGGCAGUUCAUUUCGGUGUUGGUCGAUCGUCUACAGACAGAGAGUAUAUGAGCUGCUUGCUCUGCUGCCCCCACACACAUACCAAGAGAGUUUUGGGCUGGUGAUGAACCAGCUGGUGUCUGAUCUGUCCGGUCAGGACAACCUGAACCAGACAUGUUCAGAGCUCUCCCUGCUGCCACCCCUCUGUCAUCACGAUGACCUCCUGCUGGUUGGCCCUGCCCUUCACGACACAGACCACAAAUACAUCGAAGAACAGCUCCACAAUAGCAGUGUGGGAGGAGGCUCACUGGACAAUGACCCCUUCUGUCUGUGUGAGAGGAGCUAUGAAGCUCCCGCUCCUCUUCCUUCCACUGUCGCUCUGGCCACUGCCGCUGUCCAUCUUUUUGGAGCCGUCUUCCCUCACAUAAUCUCUGCUCAGAGGGUGAAGAUACUGGAGCAGUUUGUGGAAACAGUGAACCAGCUAAAGGGUCAACGUCAGCAAACUGUCCAGACACACCUUUGUGCUGCCCUCUGCAGUCUGCUCAAGCAUCAGGGUAGCGUUCGAGGCUCUCUGGGGCCCGAAGAGAUCCGUCCCCCAGCGUUGUCUCUCCUGUCAGGGGCGCUGGAGAGCACCAGUCCACUGCUACGCUGCCUGGCUGCUGAAGGUCUAGCCCGACUGGUUCAAGUAGUCGGCGAUCCAGGUUUCACUGUCUCCAUCUCCCUGCUCUGCUUUGAUAGGCUGAAGACCGUUCGGGAUGCAGCAUCUCGCAGUGGCUAUGCCCUGGCUCUGGGGGCGCUGUACCGCUACACUGGAGGAAUCAGCUCACCUCAACACCUGUCCGCCUGCCUGGGAGUCCUGUUCACCCUGAGCCAGGACAGUACCUCACCUGAGGUCCAGACCUGGUCUCUCCACAGUCUCUCUCUGGUGAUCGACCUGUCAGGUGGUCUGUAUAGAACCCAUGCAGAGCCGUCCUUCACCCUGGUGCUCAGGCUGCUCCUCUCCACUCCGCCCACACACCCUGAGGUGCACUACAGCCUGGGGCGUUGCCUGCAUGGCCUGAUCACCUGCUUGGGCCCAGACCUACAGGGUAAUGGUGCAGCAGUGUCUGGUCUGCGCUCCAGCUGUCUGGUUGGAUGUGGAGUGAUGCAAGCCAGUCCAGACUGUCUGGUUCAGGCCAGGGCCAUCUCCUGUCUGCAGCAGCUGCACAUGUUCUCACCGCCACACGUCAACCUGGCCAGUCUUGUACCUGCACUCUGUGAGAUCUUGUUGGAUUAUUCCAUAUUGGCCAACCUGUGCAGCUCAUUCCUAUGUCUGCGGCGGGCCGUGGUGGCAUGUUUACGGCAGCUUGUCCAGCGGGAGGCGCUGGAAGUCUCUGAGCAUGCCGUCAGUCUGGUCAAAGAGCUGCCCAGACGAGACAACACGCAACUUGAUGUCACUAUAAAAGAGGUUGGUCUCGAAGGUGCUCUGUUCAUUCUGCUUGACCGGGAGUCAGAUCUCGGUCUAAGGAAGGACAUUCAAGAGACUCUGGUCCACAUGAUGGCAGCGAGUGCCACCGGCAGCAAAUUGGCACACUGGCUGAAACUCUGCAAAGAUGUCCUGUCUGCAACUACAGAUGGCUGCGCCCCGCUGGAGGCAAGACAGGAGGAUGAGGAUGCAGAUUCUGGCAAAGAUGACGACUCCUCUGCUUUCAGAGCCCGGUCAGAGUCCGGCGGCCCAUUCACAGCGUUGCGCUCGGCCACACGUUGUUUUGCCAUGGAGUGUGUGUGUCGCAUUAUAGCACAGUGCGAGACUGCAGACCCAGCUCACUUUGACAUGGCUCUUGCUCAGGAGCGGCGCCUGCACGAGUCCACUGACUUCUUGGUCCUCCAUCUUGGUGACUUGGUACGCAUGGCGUUCAUGGCAUCAACAGAUCACAGCAAUGAGCUGCGACUGACAGGACUUCAAACACUAUUGGUGAUCAUCAGACGGUUCUCAGCCAUUCCGGAACCAGAGUUUCCUGGUCAUGUGAUCCUGGAGCAGUACCAGGCUAAUGUUGGAGCUGCUCUCAGACCUGCCUUCACUGCUGAAGCUCCUCCUGACAUUACCGCCAAAGCCUGCCAGGUGUGCAGCGCAUGGAUCGCCAGCGGUGUAGUCAGUGACCUCCGUGACCUGCGACGUGUCCACCAGCUCCUCGUCUCCUCAUUGGCUAAAGUCCAGAGUGGGCAGGAGACAUCAAGCCAGCUGUACAAUGAGGCCACUGCUACCAUGGAGACACUGGCUGUUCUCAAAGCCUGGGCUGAGGUUUACAUUGUAGCUGUUCAGAGGAGCAAACAGAAAGAAAUCCCUCUUAGACCAGCUGACCUGUCGGUCUCCCCUCUGGCCAAUGACAGUUCAGGCUCUGAGUCAGGAGGGACAGGCCUUCUGAAGUUGGUCCAGUCGGAGCUGUCAACACUGAGCCAUCUAUGGUUGGCAGCACUACAGGACUACGCACUACUGACCCUCCCACAGGAGUACACAUCACAGCUACCUCCAACAGGAGGUUCCUUCUACACAGCAGAGACAGUGAACCAAGCAAGACGUCAUUACACCUCAUCCUGGGCUCCCAUCCUCCACGCCACCUCCCUCUGGCUCCACAGCACAGGUUUCAUGAUCUCAGAUGAAGCACCUGCUAACCUGUCCAGACCAGCAACGCCUACCUCCAUGGGAAACAGCAGCUCUGUGGGUGGAGCCAAGAGUCCAGAGGACAUUAAUACUGAUAGACUGCAUCUCAUACUUGGGAUCAGUGUAGAGUUUCUCUGCUCUCCACAUUCUGAGGACCAGAUGGAGAACAUCACCUCCUGUCUUAGAGCUCUGCAGGUGCUGCUGGAUGUCUCAUGGCCCCGAGCAAAGAUUGGAAAUGACCAGGCUCUGAGUGUGGAGCUGCUCAGCGUCCUCCACAGACUCAUGGUGACCAGAGAGUCAGUAUCUGUUCAGCUUGCUGUGUUGGAUUUACUGCAGCGAAUUGUAGCUGCUGCUCAUGAGCACAUCAGGGAGAAACGCCACAGUGCUGAAGUGGACGACGGCGCAGCAGAGAAGGAAACGCUGCCGGAGUUUGGGGAGGGGCGGGACACUGGAGGUUUGAUUCCCGGUCACUCGCUGGUUUUUGGUGCGCUGGAGCUCUGUCUCUGUCUGCUGGUCCGGAAGCUCCCGCAGCUCAGCCCCAAACUGGCUGGAACCAGUCCAACUGGUCCUGGAGGUUCAGCGUGGACUCUGACUGACAGCGACUGUCGUCUGCUAGCAUCAGCUCUCUGUGUGCUUUCUGAGCUGCCAUCCAUCUGCUCUCCUGAAGGCAGCGUGUCCAUUCUUCCCACUGUCCUUUACCUGCUGCUGGGAGUCCUGAGAGAGUUGGUCCACCAGCCCAGCGUGCACACAGGUGCUCCAGCAGUUGAAUCGGGGGCUGGGGCUGGUCUUAGUGUGGUAAUGCAGGCGGCUAUUCAGGCUCUGAAGUCCGUCUUGACUUCACCGAUGAGCCGACAAGAGAAGUGUCGAGGAGCCUGGAACCUGCUGCUGCAGUCAGCUCUAAAUACACUGCUAAAACUUUGGGACACCGGGCCUUUCGGCUGUGUUGUGGAUCAGAUCAGCCUCCUCACUGCUCUCACUGUUUUCCUGCUAUCUGCAAGUCCCGAUGUGUGUACCGUAGAGCCUCUGCACAAGCUCUGUCUGCAGCGCUUCACCUCCAGCAUGGACUCCAAAGACCCUCUGGUUGUGAGUCGUUGUUGUCAGCUGCUAACGACGGUGUUUCAGGCUCAGCCCGGCGUGGCUGUCCCAUACAUCCAGGCCCUCGGCCCAUCAUUGGUUCGAUUUCUCCAGAAGGUGGAGCGGAGCCAUCCUCAAACUCCAGAGGAGCUGGUUGGAGUCCUGGAGGGAAUCCGAGCUAUGGAGGCUUUGAUCCAGGCUGCUGAUGAAUCACAGCGUCCUCAGUUGAUGGCCAUCUUCGUCCCCCUCCUCAUCUCCUUUCUCCUGGACGAAAACGCCCUUAGUUCUGCCCCCAUGGCAUCCAGGUCUCUCCACGAUUCAGCACUCAAGGAUCUGAUGCGCCAUGGCCCCCAACACCCAGCUGUCUUCAGGUCACUCAUCACAACAUCUCCUCACCUGAAGUCUCGUCUUCAAGCUGCCAUCAAAGGAAACCAGGAGAGUUUGAAUGUUAAAGCCAGCAGCACUAACCCCGCCACCCGCAGCGCUGGGAAGUCCUCUCCCAGCAUCACACUCAAAACAAACUUCCUGUGAGACAGCCGAGCUUAGAUCGCAGAGACAGGCCGACCUCUGCGGUUUAAUGUCAUUAACGCACUGCGCUACUUUGAUUGUCCCUCGGGACAUUCUGAUUGGUAAUGUGUGUAGCAUGACAUAUCAAGGCAUACCGCCAUAUUGGAGGAGUGAUGGCGCACUGCAUGCCACUCAAUUACACAUCACUUGUACACUUUGCUUCAUUGCAUCAUUGAAAGAAGCAAGUUUGGCAUGUUUUAUCCCCUCAGCUGCACAUCAUGCAUUCCUGCUGAUCAUUUAUCAAAUCAUGGACCGACUCCUCCCCAGCACACACGAAUUUCAGUUCAUAUCUACCAGAAUGAACUCACAGAGCGUUGAAAGCUGCUGCAGAAAGAGAAUCUCUUGGCUGCAGCUUCACAUGAACUGAGACCAGCAUCAGUAAUUUGGUGAAUGGUCAACAUGAUGGAGAAAAAUCAGCACGAGUCUUGUUUUAUUUUUUUUUUGUGAAAUCCUGUAUUUUCCUGUGAAACUUACAGGAAAAUGUGUGUAUUACAAAUGACCUACAAGUGUCAAGUAAAUGCCACUAGUCAAAAACGGUGAUAGAUGGGGUGCAGGUUUAGCUCAGUGGUUGAGCAGUCCGGGUUCAGUUCUAGCCCGAGGCCACUUGCUGCGUGUCCUCCCUGCUUUCCUGUUUCCUCUUCACUGAAAACAGUCUAAUAAAGGUGAAAGCACAAAAAAGAACAGUGAUGCAUAUAUGCUAGAUGUGGGUAUUACGAGACAAGAAAAAUCCAAACCUAAGUUCCUUUUUGUUUUUUAUUUCCCCUCUAAAUUAUGUUAGUCUGUUCAUCAAAGUCCAGAAUGAACAGACCAGCCUGAAAUCAAUCCAAAACCAAGAGUAGAGCUGCCCAUCAAAAGGAACCAGUUUAUUUGGUUCUGUCAUGUGACUAGGAUGCCUGCUGGGUGAGGUGUUUCAGGCUUAUCCAGCAGGGAGGAGACCCUGAAGAAAUGUCAAGUAGUCUCGUUUUUCUUAGUUCCUGAGUGACGUGACCAGUCAGCAUCUGCAUGGCAGCCAUAAUCAGAGCGGUUUGAAUUGAAGGAAAGGUGCUUCCUUUAUAACCACCUUCAGCAGAGGAUACACUGGACCAUUCUUUAUGAAAGAAAAGAUCGCCCAUCCCACAUUUCAUAUUGAAGCACCGUUCACAACAAGAAAUGAUCACCAUAAGUGACACACACAUCAUAUCAAUGUUGAGCUGCUGAUAUGCUCCAAACUGAAUUAAUUUGACUUUAGUCACAGGAGGCUGUGAUGUCCUAGUCCUUUUGUGUCUUUGCAUCGUCAGCCCUGGAAUACCCGGUCACUAUUUGAGUCUUUUGGAAGUAAACAGGAAUCAAUGCUCAGGCUGGACUGUAAUCUAAGAAAAUUGACUUUUCACCUCUUGCAUGUGAUCUCUAUCCAACAUCUCUAUCAUAAAGACUGGAAUCAGAAUCAAAAGUAACUUAACUGCUCCUGUAAAGGAUGCAUAUAGUGUUGAUUGUAUCACUUUGUGUUAAAGCAACCACAUGGUGUUUUAAAAUGUGACUAAACUACCAACAGCAGUUAAGGUGCGUGUCCUGAAAGGGAACAUUCUGUCUGAGGUUUUUAUUAAGAGUGUCACUUCUGUAUACUUAAUUUCUGUACGAAGUCAAUUUAGUUAAUUAUUCUAAUGAAUAAUGGGUUAUAAAGAAGGUUUUUUUAUUCAGUGAAAUGUUUAGUUUGGUCUGACAAAUCACAAAAUAACCUGUUUGUCUCAUGAUAGUUUAUAGGGGACAGUUUAGCUCUCAGCACUUUAUCAGUUAAAGGGACAGUUUGUGGAUUUUUGCUUUUGAGUAAGCCAUUCAUGAUUUCUUCAGAGAUUGUGCUGGAUUUUAUUAAAUGUACUUUUCUGGUGCUCACCAGAUUCAAAUUAUUCAUCUUUAUUUUGUUCAAGAGAAGGCAGCCAUGUCUACAGUAGGUAUCUGAAGGGACAGCACUGCAGUCCACGGGAAAACCUGUACUUGUGAUUUUUGGGGUGAACUACCCCUUUAAUAACACUACAAUAACACUCAUGUUUAGUUGUUGUUUGGUUUGCUGUCAUCUGCAGUAAAAAGUGUUGACUGACAUAAGAAAGAAUGUAAGUUUUGUUAUUAAAAAGAAGUUACUGUCUAAA
Messenger RNA from Archocentrus centrarchus (flier cichlid), 8587 nucleotides. It is a transcript of the gene heatr5a, whose product is annotated as HEAT repeat containing 5a. Gene Ontology annotation, cellular component: Golgi apparatus; endocytic vesicle; membrane. Lineage: Eukaryota; Metazoa; Chordata; Actinopteri; Cichliformes; Cichlidae. The record is from RefSeq and is a predicted model, not a curated record. Bases 228 to 6428 code for a protein of 2066 amino acids. The transcript has 42 exons. Gene Ontology annotation, biological process: endocytosis; retrograde transport, endosome to Golgi; intracellular protein localization.